UUUUAUAAAAAUGGCACAUAUCCGUUGUUGAUGGGGAGAAUAUUUUUGAAUAUAUAUAUAUAUAUAUAUAUAUAUAAGAGCAGUGUGGUAUGGAUACAUCUGGUCCAAGCAAAUAAUUUCUCCUCACGUUUUUAUUUUAGUAGUAAUAAUAACACCAGCUUUGGCGUUAAUUCUUUUUAUUUUAUCCCACAACUCCCAUUCGCCUCUCUCUCUUCUCUCUCUCUCUCUCUCUAAACCGUUUCAUUCCCUGCUUUUUCUUUCGUUCUCUUCUGUUAUGUUCUCACUCCCCGCACCACCCCUCCUCCUCCUCUCCCAACACUCCUCUCAUUCCCUUUCCCUUUUACUCUCUCUCUCUCUCUCUCUCUCUCUCUCUCUCUCUCUCUCACAUUUCUCUUCAUACACAGUUAAAAAUUCAUAAAUUACAAAAUCAAGUCCCCCAUACUACAUUUUACCUGAUCUUAGUCUAGCUAUUAUUCCUCUUCUCUUCUCUCGCUGUUUUUUUUUUUUUUUUUUUUUUUUUUUUUUUUUUUUUUUUUUUUUUUUUUUUUUUUUUUUCUGGGGUAUUAAAGCACUUUUUUGAGCUGCAUUUUUCUCACACUAGUCCAUGAGCUUCUCCGGUAAGCUCUUUUUGUCUCCUUCUAUCUGUUGAGGACGAACGAGUCACUCUGCUCCACCACCUCCUCCUCCUCCUCCUCUCCUCUUCUUUUUUUUUUAUAUUUCCCACGCAGUCCACAACUCUUUUGCUUUUUUGUUGUGGGGAGAGAGCUCUUUUUGGGUUUGCGCAUGGAGAAGAAGCAGGGGUUCUUCUCGGAGCUGGUGCGGGGGCUCUCCCCGACGCGCUCCCGCGCGAAGAGCCCGGCGCGGGGCGCGUCGCACAGCGGCGGCGCGGCGGACGCUGCGGCGACGGCGAAGGCGCUGCUCCUCCUGCCGCGGCGGCGGAGCAAGGCGUCGGCGUCGGCGCCGGGGGCGGAGCCGCUCAUCGCGCGGUCGGGGAGCCUGCGGCCGCUCGGCGAGGCGCUCGCGCCGCUCAUGGAGGGGCCGGACCCAGACGGCGCCGCCGACGAGCUCCGGCGCGGCGGCGGCGGCGGGGAGAGCCGGAGGAGGGAUGGGUGGGGGAACUGGGUCCGGGGCCAGCUCUCCCGGGCGCCGUCCAUCGCCGCAGCGGGGGGCGGCGGCGGCGGCGUCGGCGCCGCCUCGCGCCGCCGCUCCGACCUCCGCCUCCUCCUCGGCGUGAUGGGCGCCCCGCUCGCCCCCGUCCACGUUAGCUCCGCCGACCCCCUCCCCCACCUCAGCAUCAAGGGCACCCCCAUUGAGACGUCGUCGGCGCAGUACAUAGUGCAGCAGUACACGGCGGCGUCGGGGGGCUUGAAGCUGCAGCGCUCGAUCCGGAACGCGUACGCGAUGGGGAAGGUGCGGAUGGUGGCAUCCGAAUUCGAGACCGCCACGAAGCUCAUCAAGAACCGCGGCGCCUCCUCCUCCUCGUCUUCUUCCUCGUCCUCGUCCUCGUCAUCUUCUUCCUCCUCCGAAUGCGGCGGCUUCGUGCUCUGGACGAUGUCCCCCGACAUGUGGUACGUGGAGCUCGCCGUCGGCGGCAGCAAGGUCCACGCCGGCUCCAACGGCCGCCUCGUCUGGCGCCACACCCCCUGGCUCGGCGCCCACGCCGCCAAGGGCCCUCCCCGCCCCCUCCGCCGCGCCCUCCAGGGGCUGGACCCGCUGACGACGGCGGGCAUGUUCGCGGGGGCGCGGUGCAUCGGGGAGAAGCGCGUGGGCGGGGAGGAGUGCUUCAUCCUGAAGCUGUCGGCGGACGCGCAGACGCUGAAGGCGCGGAGCGAGGGCCCCGCGGAGAUCAUCCGGCACGUGCUGUUCGGGUACUUCAGCCAGCGCACGGGGCUGCUGGCGCACGUGGAGGACUCGCACCUGACCCGCAUCCAAUCCCACUCGGGCGGCGACGCCGUCUACUGGGAGACCACCAUCAACUCGUCCCUGGCCGAUUACCGCCCCGUGGAGGGCGUCAUGAUCGCCCACUCGGGCCGCUCCGCCGUGACCCUCUUCCGCUUCGGCGAGACGGCCAUGUCCCACACGAAGACCCGCAUGGAGGAGGCCUGGACCAUCGACGAGGUCGCCUUCAACGUCCCGGGCCUCUCCCACGCCCACGACAAGAUCGUCUGGCGUGUCGAAGUCUAAUAAGUAAUAACCCCCCCCCUGUUCGAUCAAACCCUUCUAACUAACUUGUUCAUACUUACUACUUUCAACUGACUCUUUUUUCUCAAGUAUGAAUUACUUUUAGAUUAUUAUGUAUUAGGAGCUAAUGAAUUAAUUUUGAGUUUCGCUCUUUUUUUUACUCUUAUUAAUUCUCCGUGUUGGUGGUUGAGAAAUAUCUUUCACCAACUCGUCGAUUUUAGUUGCUAUGUUUAUCUCUCUUUCUUUCUCUCUCUUGUAAGGUUUUUAAGGUAGUUUGUAAUUUCCGCUGUUGCUAUAAACUUUGUGAGAAUGAAUGUAGGGAGUUGUGAGGUGGUAAAUUUGGAAUGUUUGAGUGUCAAGUAAUUGCUGAGGGGGUGUCACAUUUUGAUUGUGACCCAAUGUGGGAGGGGGGGGAGGGCGUUUCUGAGACCUGGGAUUGUUGUCUUGUGGGAGUUACUAUCAGUUAUUGAACGCUCACAUUUAUCUCGUUUGAUCACUUUUCCGUG
Ananas comosus (pineapple) is the source of this 2687-nucleotide messenger RNA. RefSeq lists its product as uncharacterized. The coding region runs from base 784 to 2184 and encodes 466 amino acids. The record is from RefSeq and is a predicted model, not a curated record. NCBI's taxonomy places the organism in Eukaryota, Viridiplantae, Streptophyta, Magnoliopsida, Poales, Bromeliaceae. The transcript has 3 exons.